AUGAAAAUUAGCAAUGAAAUGAAAAUAUUAACAAAUAAUUCUUCCGAGGUGACAGAAUCUAAGUCACAACCAGUUUCAACCAGUGAUCCAGAUGAAAGAAACAAAGAUUCAGCAAAAUAUCCUCUUGAUGGAAGAUCUGUUGUUCCAUGGGAUUCAAAUCAGAAAGACACCACUGUCCUACUUUCAACCACUUCAUCACAGAAAACACUUCAAACAAAUGAAACAGAAAUGAUUCAAUCAACGUGCAUUCUUUCUCACGCUUCAACAGUAACUUCUUCUACUUCAUUCCCUGACAAAAGAAAUGUCAACUGGGCAUUUUCAAACCAACAUAUUUCUUCUUAUCCUUUAGAAAAACUAGAUUCAAUUAAUCUUGACUCAACAAAUCCAGUUUUAAUUAAAAAACAAUCAGUAAAAUUUCAUGAAUCAAACAGAUUACAAAAUGAUCAAAAAUCAAAUGUCACUGUAACUAGACCAAAUUUUUUAUCAGAUUUCAUAUUGAUAAAAUCUACACACCCUGAUCAGCCAUCGAUUAAACGCCUUAUUUCACCUGAUGAUUUGAAAAAUGAACGUACUAUUCGAAGGCAUUAUAAUAUUACAAAUAAUCAAAAUCUAAAUCAAUCUGUCUUAUUACAGAAUGAAGGACAAGAUGAAUUUGUACCAUUUAUUUAUUCAGUAAAAGAUCCUACACUUUUAAAUCAUCAUAACCGAGAAUUAUUAUUAAAUAGUCAUCCAGAAAUACAAUCAAAUCAACCAUUUGAUGUAGCUUGGUUGAAAGCUCAACAAAGGAUGGAAUUGAUCAAUUCAAAUAACACACGAAACGGAAUUCGUCGAUCUUGUCGUGAUUUCACUCAGCACCAAAUCAGUGCAGAACCCACAUUUACGAACAUGCAAUCAAGUAUUAUGCAUUUAUCUCCAACAAGAACACAUAAAGAACAUUUCGCCUCUAGAAUUCCACCUACCAGUAAAAAUAAUAAUGUACUUUUAAUGACACAAUCUAGUUUACCAGCUGGAUUUCCUGAACAACAAUCAGAAUACUUUAUACAUUACAGACAUAAAUCUGAUAACCUUGUUCAUAAUAACCCUAAUUUUGUCACAGAUAUGAGAUCGACUCGCAUGUCAAGCGAUUCUACACAUGUACAGUAUUAUCCUCAAAGAAAUCGUUCAUAUAAUUCUGAGAAUUCCUGUAUGACAGAUUUAUUUGCACCAAGUUACAACAGUAGUAUGACGCAAUCUGUAUUCUUCCCUCUAGAUUCAGGAUGGGGCCCACCAGAUGUUAAAUCAAAUGAUUCAACCAGCGCUAAACACAAAAAACAUCAUUCAAAUAUGAUUCGUUCACACAGUCAACGUACUGCCGAUCCACAAACUACUUUAUUAGAAGGUAAUCAAUUAAGCACGUCCUCAGAUCACACAAGAUGUUCAAUACCUUCAAAAUAUUAUCAUCGUAACUUAAGUCAAACAGUACCAGCCAAUCCAGAUAGUAAUUCCAUUUGGCCUCCAGUUCUUGUUCAAUGGCAUAGAAGACGACCAAAUGUUGCUGCUAGUUCAGAAAAUUUCCCCGACAUAAUAGAUUACCAGGGAAGUAAGAGAUACAAUGAGAAUCUACACAUUCCAGCUGAAUACUACAGACAUCGAAAAUCAGAUUUUCCACGUCAUCAUAGUAGUAGUACAACAGCGAUAUCUGAACAACUUGAAAAUCAACUAUGGUUUCACUGUGAUCUUUCACGUUCACAUGCAGAAAAAUUAUUGAAAUCUACACCGACAGGUAGUUUUCUUGUAAGAAGAAGUGAGACAAGUAAAACAGAACUAUCACUAUCAAUAAAACGAGAAAGUGAUGUACUCCAUAUGAAAAUUUCACAAGAUCCUGAAACUGGAGGUUAUGUUUUAGGCGAAUAUAGUCAACCAUAUCCAAGUGUUUCAUCUAUGAUUUAUCGUUAUUCACGAACUUUACUACCAGCUUGUUAUUUCUGGUUGUUUUUUAUUGCUAAUUUUUAUAAAUGGUUUAAAAAAAUCAAGGGAUGUCAAGUUAGUUACCAAAUAUAUCGCAACAUGUUCCCGAUAGAUUCUUGCCAAAAAAGAUAUCGUCGAAUACUUCAACGCAAAAAAGAAAGGCGAAAACAGGAAAAAGUUCGCAGGAAGAUAGCUUCGCGCAAUAAAAUAAGGGAAGAUAUAGAACUAAACCGUUAUCACAGCAAAAAGUUCCUGAAAAACGAGGUCUCCAACAGAUUGCAGAUCGCACUGUAUGAAGGAAUAAGGAUCUACAUAGAUUGUUCUUAUGAAGCUCUUAUGUCUCCUAAAGAAUGUAAUAAAUUCGCUCAACAACUAUGUCGUCUUUAUGGCGCAAACAAAAAAGCAACGAAGCCCUUAAGCAUCAACCUUGUGAAUUUUUCACAACAUGGACCUUUGUUCCAUGCUUGCCAGUCCAAAUGUGAUGGAUUCCUAAAGUAUAAGAUUGGAUUGUACUCUGAAACACCAUCAAGCAUCACGCCAGAAAAUAUAGAAAUCGUGUACCUCAGUCCGGACGCAAAGGAACCAUUGAUAUCUAUAUCGGAAAAUUGUGCGUACGUCCUAGGAUGUCUUGUGGAUGAGCAUAUAUUAAAGGGACGAAGCCGACAAGAAGCUGAGAAUCGGGGUUACCGUGCCGUGCGACUCCCAAUUGAAGAGUUUACAUCUGGAAAAAUAUCUAACCCUGUGUUAGCGAUAAAUCAUGUCGUCGAUAUAAUGUUAGCAUACAUGGCAAAUGGUGGCGACUGGAAGGAGGCCUUAUAUUCUAAAUUGCCCGGACGAUUUUUGAGAUAA
Molecule: messenger RNA, 2796 nt
Organism: Schistosoma mattheei
Lineage: Eukaryota; Metazoa; Platyhelminthes; Trematoda; Strigeidida; Schistosomatidae
Source: the annotation of a GenBank genome assembly